AUGGAGAAAGAAUUCAGAUAAAGUUAACUUAAGCCAGAUUAAACCAUAACACAACUUAACAAUAGCAAUAAAAGAACUAUCAUACAAGAUAAAAAAUUUGAAAAAGUAUAUCAUUCUUUGCGCAGAUCAAUAAAAUGGAGUGAAAGAAUUUUUAAUGAAAAUAGUCAAGUCUUUAACAAAAUGCUAGUUGAAUUAAAUAUAGAAUAAAAUUUAUGUAAAGAUGAUUUCAACAUUUUAAAUAACUAUAAAAUACAACUAGUAACUCCAAUAAAUGAAUCGAACUUAAUUGACAAGAAAAAGAAUGAAUAAAUUUUAGAAUUUUUUAUGCAAGAAAACAAUUUUGUUAUGGAUAAAAGUUAAAUACGAGAUAUAUCAGGUUUUAAAAGCAAUUAACAUAACUAACAGUAGGCAUAAAUCAAUUAAUUUAAAAUCUAUCACUAAUAAGUUAUGUAGUAAUAAAAUUAAGCUUAAAACCUUUAAUCUCAAGCAAAGCCUGUUGAGCUGAGAGCUAAUCUAGGUUAGACUCAGUAAUAAUAAUAAUAAAUAGCUCUUGGUGGAUAACAAAAUUUUUUAAAUUAUCAGCAAUAAUUUAGUUAGAAUUAGAGAAUAAACUAAGAUCAGUAAAUAGAAUAAGUUCAAGGUCUACCUUACAACUCUGAUACUGCAAAUCAAUUCAAAUUCGGUAACUAAUUUAAAUAAGUUGUUUCAAGUUAGUAAUUGCAUCAAAGCUAAGGAUAAAAUAUACCCUCUGAUUAGUAACACUCCUAACCAUAAUCAGGUCAGAAUAUAACUAAAAAAAAUAAAGGUAAUCUUCAAUCAUAGACAUACAAUUUUCAUCAUUACAUAAAAUGUUUUAAAAAUAACUAACUUUCUGCUGGUGGUAUCUCUUCAAGUAAUAAUUUAAUAUAUCAAAAUUUAAAAUUUGCAGGAGGCAAAAAUGAAAUUAUUGUAAUUGACUCACCUAAAAGAGCUCAGUAAAAUAACUAGCAGACGAUAAAUCUACAAUAAGAAAGUAAUUAAACUUGUAACAAUUAAACAAUUAACACAGGAUAAAACUAAUAUGAUUCAUCUUUCUUCUAAAAUAUACCAACAACAAAUCCUGCUAAUUAGUAACAAGCAAUUCAGCAAUAAACUUAGUCACAAACCUAAUAAAUAGUUAUUAAUGGUCAACAUAAAUCGCAAUAGGGUUUUAACAAUGCUAACUUAUUAGAAUAAGGAUAAAAUUAAAACUUCAAAAUUAGUUAGCUUCCUUAAAGCUAAUUUGCCACUACACCAACAAAUUAGAAUUAAUAAAAUAUUCAAUAACAAAAUAUGCUACCUCAAAACUAGCUAUUGCAACGAUAAUAGUAAAUAAACCAAAUAUAAAAUCAAUUUCCUUAACUUAAUUAAUAUCCCCUCAUCAAUUAAUUUAAUAAAGUUAAUUAUGUUUAAUAUAAUCCAUACGCAAUUACUACUUAAUUCUUAUAAGCACCUAUUUCAUCAGUCAAUACUUCUUACAAUUAGUUCUUCACUGCUUCAUUAAAUAAUAAUAAUAACAAUAGUAAUCCAAGCAAUCAAUAAAUACAAUCUAAUUCCUAGCCUACAUAGAUAUAGAACUAGCCAUAAUAAUAGUCUUAAACUUGGCCUUUUGGCCAAAUAAAUAUUUAAAAUACUGUACCUUAACAGUAACUUUCUUCACAAAUUUUAUAAAACAACAAUCCAUAAUAAUAAGCAUAGUAGCAAACAGAAUAAUUGUAAUAAUAAGUUAACAGAUAACUAUAGCUGCUAACUGCAUUUAACAGCUAGUCAAAUCCUUAAGUAUACUUUUAGAUGAAUUCAAGUUCUUAACAGCAAAUUUAAAAUCAGUAAUAAUUUAACCAAAACAGAUAAUAAAAUGAUUCAUCAUUACAAUAAUUUACAGAUUAAAAUCAAUUAAUCAAUACGAUAUAGAACCAAUAACAACAGUAAGCAAUAAAAUAAUCUUCUCCAACAUAAGCCAACGAGGAACUCAAUAUUGAUCAGUACACAUAAUUAUUACAAAAUUAAUAGUAGAAUAAUUAGAAAUACCAAUAAUAGUUUUAUAGUAACAUUUAAUCUAAUGUGAACAGUAAUUUGGCAGUAAAUAAUAACAUUAAUAGCAAUACAACUUCUACAGCUAAUAAUAUGCCUAUUUAAAAUAGAACUGCUAAUACUUAAUUAAUAUAGAAUUAAGGUCAAUAAAAUAAUUACUAUUUACUUUUAAAUCAAAAUUGUACUUCUAAUUAGAUUAAUCAAGUUCCAUAGUAAUAACAAUAGCAACAGUAACAGUAACCUUAGUCUGUUCAUCAAAAUUAAUUGUAUUUGCUCAUGCAACAAUAGUAAUAAAGUUACCCUAUGUUACCAAUAAUAGCAUCAAAUUAAAAUACUUUGGAUUCUUCUAAAAUGCAUCAAGUAGUUAUUUAAUAAGGAGUUGUGAACUCUGCAGCAACUGGUUGUGUACCUAACUAAAAUCUAUUGAACAAUCAAUUCCUUUUAAAUAAUCCAAUUACUCAAAGCUAAAUAAUUUGA
Molecule: messenger RNA, 2526 nt
Organism: Tetrahymena thermophila SB210
Lineage: Eukaryota; Ciliophora; Oligohymenophorea; Hymenostomatida; Tetrahymenidae
Exons: 3
Source: RefSeq, a predicted model, not a curated record